Molecule: messenger RNA, 1994 nt
Organism: Nicotiana attenuata
Lineage: Eukaryota; Viridiplantae; Streptophyta; Magnoliopsida; Solanales; Solanaceae
Product: purple acid phosphatase 2-like
Exons: 9
Coding region: 257-1672 (471 amino acids)
Molecular function (GO): metal ion binding; acid phosphatase activity
Source: RefSeq, a predicted model, not a curated record
UAUAUAUGAUCAUAGUUUUUCUUCAUUAUUUUUCUGGUUUUCCCACUCGUUUACAUGUGAAAUCUCAGAUAAACCCCAAUCCAAAUGUCUAUUGUCGACUACUUAAAUCGUUGACUUGAUACUUAUCGUACAAAAUCAGAAUAUUCCCCGUAAUUCUAGACGUAUAUCCUUCGAAUACUGGAAUCUAAAUACUCCUUGGAUACAUAUAUAUAUACGAGCUCCUAUAAUGUGAAAGUUGUGUUUUUGGUGUGCAAAAAUGGGUGUGUCAAAAAUGGAGUCUUUCGGGCGUUGCAUCGUUCUUGUUCUGGGUUUAAUUCUCAACGAGUCACUUUCAUGCCAUGGUGGAGUUACCAGUAGUUUUAUUAGGAAAGUUGAGAAGACAAUCGAUAUGCCUCUUGAUAGUGAUGUCUUCCGUGCCCCUCCUGGUUAUAAUGCGCCUCAACAGGUUCACAUAACACAAGGCGAUCACGAGGGAAAGGCCGUAAUUGUUUCAUGGGUGACUAUGGAUGGACCUGGUUCAAGUACAGUCUUAUAUUGGAGUGAGAAAAGCAAGCAAAAGAAUAAGGCCAAGGGAAAGGUUACCACCUACAAAUUUUAUAACUACACUUCUGGUUACAUCCAUCACUCCACUAUUAGGCAUUUGGAGUUCAACACCAAAUACUAUUAUAAGAUUGGGAUUGGGCACACGGCACGAACCUUCUGGUUUGUAACUCCUCCACCUGUUGGCCCUGAUGUACCCUAUACAUUUGGUCUUAUAGGGGAUCUUGGUCAGAGUUUCGACUCAAACAAGACACUCACACAUUAUGAAUUAAAUCCAAUCAAGGGGCAAGCGGUGUUGUUUGUAGGCGACCUAUCUUAUGCUGAUAACUAUCCUAAUCAUGAUAAUGUAAGAUGGGAUACAUGGGGAAGGUUCGUAGAGAGAAGUACUGCUUAUCAACCUUGGAUUUGGACUGCAGGAAAUCAUGAGAUAGAUUUUGCUCCUGAAAUUGGGGAAACAAAACCUUUCAAGCCCUACACUCAUCGGUAUCAUGUCCCCUAUAGAGCAUCAAACAGUACAUCUCCCUUGUGGUAUUCAAUCAAGCGAGCUUCAGCAUAUAUCAUCGUUUUAUCCUCAUAUUCAGCAUAUGGUAAAUACACUCCUCAAUACAAAUGGCUUGAGGAAGAGCUACCAAAAGUUAACAGGACCGAGACUCCAUGGCUCAUUGUUCUAGUACAUUCUCCAUGGUAUAACAGCUACAACUAUCACUACAUGGAAGGGGAAACCAUGAGAGUGAUGUAUGAACCAUGGUUUGUAAAGUACAAAGUGGAUAUUGUUUUUGCAGGUCAUGUUCAUGCUUAUGAGCGAACGGAACGGAUAUCUAAUGUGGCCUACAACGUUGUCAAUGGAGAAUGCACUCCUAUUCGUGAUCAGUCUGCCCCAAUUUAUGUAACUAUCGGAGAUGGAGGAAAUUUGGAAGGCCUCGCCACCAACAUGACAGAGCCACAGCCAGCUUACUCUGCAUUCCGCGAGGCUAGUUUUGGACAUGCCACUCUUGCUAUCAAGGAUAGAACUCAUGCUUAUUAUAGUUGGCACCGUAAUCAGGACGGAUAUGCUGUGGAAGCUGAUAAGAUAUGGGUUAACAAUCGUAUUUGGAAUCCAGUUGAUGAGUCCAUGGCUCUUGCUGUUUCAUAAUGUGUACAAUGUCCAUCCUGGGAUGUGGCAGAAGAGGCCUUGUGAGGAAAAUAAAAUAAUGUCGUAAAAGAAAAUUGAAGGAUAUAUAUUUAUUCAAAGUUACUUCUCCAAACAUGAAUAUGGUUGAGGUUGUCAAAUUUGAGUUGCAAACGUGAUUCUAAGCCUUGCAAAUGUGUUUCCAAAGAGACACGUAGAGGCAUUGCAAGCUAUUGUGUCUAUAAUUUCCAUACGUAGCUAGUCACAUAAAGUACGUUUAACAAAAAAUAUCCUUGUAAGGUAUAAAAGGAAACAUCAGAGUACCAAGUGGCGAAACAAUUCAUUC